Messenger RNA from Dovyalis caffra, 1830 nucleotides. The record is from the annotation of a GenBank genome assembly. NCBI's taxonomy places the organism in Eukaryota, Viridiplantae, Streptophyta, Magnoliopsida, Malpighiales, Salicaceae.
AUGGAGGACGAUUUUGAGUUCCCAACUGGAAGCGGCAACAUGGAAUUAGAAGAUGAAAUGGACGCUGGUAUCCCUGCAGAUCCACAGGAAGAUGUUAUCAAGGUCGGUGAGGAGAAGGAGAUUGGCAGAAAUGGGCUGAAAAAGAAGCUUGUUAAGGAAGGUGAAGGGUGGGAGACUCCUAGUACUGGUGAUGAAGUUGAAGUGCACUACACUGGAACUUUACUUGAUGGAACCCAGUUUGAUUCAAGCCGCGAAAGAGGCACUCCAUUUAAGUUCAAGCUUGGCCAAGGGCAAGUAAUUAAGGGAUGGGACGAGGGCAUCAAGACUAUGAAAAAGGGUGAGAAUGCUGUUUUCACUAUACCUCCAGAGUUGGCCUAUGGUGAAUCUGGAUCACCUCCAACUAUUCCUCCCAAUGCUACUCUUCAGUUUGAUGUGGAGUUACUAUCUUGGACAAGUGUUAAAGACAUAUGCAAAGAUGGGGGAAUAUUUAAGAAAAUAAUUGUCGAGGGAGAAAAAUGGGAAAAUCCCAAAGAUCUCGAUGAAGUAUUCGUUAAGUAUGAAGCUUGGCUUGAAGAUGGCACAGUUGUCUCAAAGUCUGAUGGAGUUGAAUUCACUGUCGGAGAAGGCUAUUUCUGUCCCGCCUUGGCAAAAGCUGUGAAAACAAUGAAAAAGGGAGAGAAAGUGUUGCUGACGGUGAAACCACAAUAUGGGUUUGGAGAGAAUGGGAGGCCAGUGGUAGGUGAUGAAGGUGCUGUUCCUCCGAACGCAACCCUUGAGAUAAUGGUUGAGCUGCUUUCCUGGAAGACUGUUUCUGAUGUUACUAAGGACAAGAAGGUGAUGAAAAAGAUCCUGAAGGAGGGAGACGGUUAUGAACGACCAAAUGAUGGGACUGUUGUCCAGGUGAAACUUAUUGGGAAGCUGCAAGAUGGGACUAUCUUUAUGAAGAAGGGUCAUGAUGAGGAGCCACCAUUUGAGUUCAAGAUAGACGAAGAGCAAGUCAUUGAUGGACUGGAUAGAGCUGUAAAGACUAUGAAGAAAGGGGAAGUUGCACUGGUGACAGUUCAUCCAGAAUAUGCUUUUGGCCCAUGCGAAUCUCAAGAAGAUUUGGCUACUGUUCCUGCCAAUGCAACAGUGUACUAUGAAGUUGAGAUGAUCUCUUUCACCAAGGAAAAGGAAUCGUGGGAUAUGAAUACGCAAGAGAAGAUCGAAGCUGCUGGGAAGAAGAAAGAAGAAGGGAAUGAGCUGUUCAGGGCUGGCAAAUAUGAAAGAGCCUCGAGAAGAUAUGAAAAGGCAGCAAACUUUAUUGAGUAUGACUCGUCUUUCACUGAUGAGGAGAAGCAGCAAUCAAAGGUGCUGAAAAUUUCCUGCAAGCUUAAUAAUGCUGCUUGCAAGCUGAAGCUCAAGGACUACAAGGAAGCUGAGAAGCUUUGCACCAAGGUAUUGGAACUUGAUAGUCAGAAUGUGAAAGCCUUGUAUAGGAGGGCACAAGCGUACAUGCACCUUGUUGAUUUGGACCUGGCAGAGAUAGACAUUAAAAAGGCACUAGAGAUUGACCCUGACAAUAGGGAUGUGAAGCUGGAGUACAAAAUUCUCAAGGAUAAAGUGAGAGAGUACAACAAGAAAGAUGCACAAUUUUAUAGCAACAUCUUCGCGAAGAUGAACAAGUCAGCGCGAGCAAAUUCUACUGUAAAUAGGCGAACCCCUAAUUCACUCAGUUCUGUUGUUAUGGUGGCAUUGUGCCUGUUGUUGACUGUUUUUCUUGUGUAUGGUGUGUGGUAUGGAAAUGCAGAUAGAAGCAAAGCAGGAUCCAAUGCCAAUGGCUAUAGAUAG